Messenger RNA from Penaeus indicus, 929 nucleotides. RefSeq lists its product as uncharacterized. The coding region runs from base 162 to 929 and encodes 255 amino acids. The transcript has 7 exons. The record is from RefSeq and is a predicted model, not a curated record. NCBI's taxonomy places the organism in Eukaryota, Metazoa, Arthropoda, Malacostraca, Decapoda, Penaeidae.
GCGAGUCAUGUUUGUUUACAAGCUGGAAUCGCGUCUCGUUUAUUAAAAUGACGUCUAUUUUGUGAAAGUUACCGUAUUUUUUGGCGGAUAACUUGAAUUUUCCAACAAAGGAAUCAUAAAGAGGGAGUGUUGCUGGGCCGAAUAGGGCUAAAUUUAUCACGAUGAAGUCUGCAGAGCCAAACCUUCGGAUUCCUGCUGUACUUAUGCCUUCCUUCCUCAAGGUUAACAGCACAGAGGAAGGCAAAAGUGCAGAGAAGAGAGUGCGAGUUAACUGUGGAAUCUGCAAGGAAACGCGAUAUUACUCAGUGUACAGAGGCGUGACACGCAUUGCAGGAACCAUUCUGGCAUGUGAGGCUUGUCGUCACUCAUAUCAAAAGUUCAAGAGAAGACCUUGCAUCCUCAAGUGCAACAAGGAGGGCAAAUGUUACGUCUUAGGUGACAAUUCCAAGAGCCGGUGCAAAGCUUGUUGGAUAGCGCAUAUACUCAGGCUGUGUCCUCUUCCUGCUGAUCUGUACAUCCACCUUUUAAAACAUCUUCCAGACGUUAUUAAGGAACGGAUGGAGUCCACUCCUCGGGUAAUGGAUGACAUCCCUGAAGAGGAGAGAGGGGCUAUUGGGCUGGAGAUGCAGAAGGAUGAGACAUGGGAGGACAUCACAGAAAUUGCGGCACCUCAGCAGGACCCUGUCAAGCAGGAGGAGAACGACGAGUGUGAGGAUGACAUGGAUGACGAGACGCUGGACGCUUACUUCGAGGCCGAAGAAUCGCUCAACGAGAGUCAGAAUACAAACCCCGGGAACAGAGUGAAUUCUUUACAUCACACCAACAGCAUAAAGACCGAGGCUGAGCCUGGGAAAUGGUGGACUGGAAGUGAUGGUCUGACGUAUAGUGUAGCGGCAUCUGGUAACACUCAGACAUACUUUAACAUGUGA